UGAGCAGAACCACCAAUUAGCCACACAUGGGUCCACAUGUUAAACACCAUGCUUACAUGGCACAAUCACACAAUAGAAACAGAUCUCAUACCGUUCCUCUCUCUCGUCCACCAAUUCUCUCUCUCUCUUCUCCCUGCCACGUGUCAUCCUUAUUUUCCCCACUCAAAGUUCUUGUCUCUGCUCGCUCUCCGUCACUCGGACCUACGAGAAUUCAUCACUCCGGAUCCAGAGUUAGGUUACAGGAGAUUCAUUAUUAGUGGUGGAUUGAAUUUUUGAAGGGAUGGCGGAUUUGCCGAUUUAUGAGCUUGAAGAUAUUAUCUGGGAUGAUUUUGAACGUGGCGAUGAUCGUAUAACGCCCCACCCUACUGAAGAUCAUGGUAGCGAAGACAAAUGUGAGGGAGACAGCUGUAAGAAGCCUCGGCUUGAAGUAACACCUCUCCAGAGCAACGAGGGCAGCCACAAUGCUUCUAGUAGUGUUUGUAACCAAGACAAAAAAUCUAAGACAUUGAAUAAAGAACCAGACACGAUGGAAAAAGACUCAUGGUCUCAUAUUCCUGAUCGUGUAUUCACUGCUUCUGGUGAUGCUGACUCAGCAAAAGACGCGCUUAGUGUUGUACAAUCUGGUGAUACUACUAAAGUAUCAAAUUAUAGCUUCAAAGGUAGCAACACCGGGUCGGGUAGUGAAUUAUGCACAGAUGAAGGAAUGCUUAGAGAUACUUCUGGUGCGGUUGAUAGAAACUCCUACAAUGAUCUUAACUUAUUCUCCAAUGAUGGCGGUGAUAAAGGAUCAAAUGAUCUGUUAUAUUUCGGCUGGCCUGACAUUGGAAACCUUGAGGAUGUGGACAGAUUCUUGAGCACUUGUGAUUCGUCAUACGGACUAGGCAUCACGGCCAAUGAUGAUGAAUUGGUCUGGCUUACAUCAGAAGAUCCCGGUGGAGGAUAUGAAGAAGCAUUGAAGACGGAUAUUAAGUUUCCAUGUUCAGAGCCAAGCGCUUUAACAAAUGUAUCACAAGUUCACGAACCUCGAGAAUCCGAUAACACGAUAGAAGGAACAAAAGAGCAGUCAAGACAACCGAAUCACACAGAUGGAACGAAAGCAGGCCAUUGGUUAGAAAGUUAUGGUUUGAAAAGCAAUGACAUUCAUACAUCUUCGAGUGAUAUAUCUGAUAAACCGUUCACCCCUAUACACAACUGGCAGCAAACUAAAUACUCAACACAUGGUUCUGUUGGUUACAUGCAGAGUAGCGUGUAUGUGCAUCCAGGGUAUGAUCAUGUUCCAAUGCAUUCUACAGGUGGCUCGAACCGUUCAAUGGAGAGUUCUAGUCAGCCUUUGUUUAUUGGAAACCAUAACCCAUCAGGUAUGAUGCUCCUGGCUUCAGGAAAUGAUGCGGUUCCAUCCCAAAAACAAUUUCAAAUGUCGAAAAACAAGAUCGAAUGCCAAAGUGAUAUGGAAGGAGCUUCAGCAGCAUUAGAUGUUCCAGAAGGUUCUUCCAUUAGUUCCGAGUUGGAUGAAAUCUCAACUACUUUUCUCCAGCUCCAACAGGUUAUGCUUCCGUUGGAUGUGAGGACUAGGUUGUGCAUAAGGGAUAGUCUGUACCGUUUGGCCAGAAGUGCAGAACAACGGCAUAAUUAUGCAGGCAUAAGUGACAGCACUCGUGGAGGAACUUUCGGCCCCUUAAUGACCGAGGGGACUAGCAAGUACACUGGCCUUAUGGUUAUGGAAACUGAUACGAAUCCAAUUGAUCGAACAAUAGCACAUUUGUUGUUUCAUAGGCCUUCAGACUCAUCUAACAUGCCUACUCCUUCACCUCUCAAACAAUUUACAAAGGUUGAUGGAUCUAUGGCGGGCCCACCAAUGGUGGCCGAGAAACCAUCUUGUCAACAAACUACUAAUGAAUCAAGUACUAGAAAAAACUAAUGUGUCGCUAGCCCGUUAGGUAGUCAUGCUAGGUUUUAAAGUGACUUCAUAUCAUGUGCAGAUAUACUCUGUAAAAUUAUCAAAGUGGGUGGGUCCAAUAUGGACUCAAAAGAUCGUAAAAAAACUAAUGUGCCUAAUCUUCUUCAUGUCAACGUCGAAGUCCUUGUAGUUGUUGUAUCUAGCUCUCAUGGUGGCCCAGUUUUGACCUGCAACUCAUCCAUAUAUGUUCAUAUGGUGUUGUGUUUCAUGCUUGUAUACUUUGGAAUUGCUGUUUUUAUUUGUUCGGGUUUUCCCGGUUAAUGUAAACUAUAUUUCAUAGGUGAUCAACUAGUAUAUACCAUAUAAGAAAGGGAAUAUCUUAUGUAAUAUGUAAAUGAGAACUUGAACUGUCUAUAUUCACUGUCAGCUCAUUUUAAAAUAGCAUUGAUCUAUUUAUAAUAAGGGUGUUCACCA
Messenger RNA from Helianthus annuus (common sunflower), 2371 nucleotides. Its product is annotated as protein LNK1. NCBI's taxonomy places the organism in Eukaryota, Viridiplantae, Streptophyta, Magnoliopsida, Asterales, Asteraceae. Bases 281 to 1918 code for a protein of 545 amino acids. The transcript has 7 exons. The record is from RefSeq and is a predicted model, not a curated record. Gene Ontology annotation, biological process: circadian rhythm; regulation of DNA-templated transcription.